CCUCCCCCCAGGUACCUGGGGGCUGCACCUGGGGGUCCAGCUCAGCGCUCAGAGGUCCUCCAGGGUCCUGCCCCCUCCAGUGACAGCUCCACCUCGCCCAGGUACCCCCUGGCUGAGCAGCGGGGACAUGAGCGGGGCUGGGGGGCACCUUUGGGUACUCUGAGUGCCACCCCCACAGCAGCCCCCCCACCCGCGGCCCACCAAGGAUGUGACCCUCUGGCGAUGCCCGGCUGCGCCGAGCUCGCCGCCAGGCCGGCGGCACAGGAUGGAGCCUUUCCUGCCCUCCCCGUGGGGCUGGAAUGGCUCUAGAGGGGGGUCCCGGCCCCCCAACAGCACUGCCGAGGCCAAGCCCAAGGACGUGGCCUCCAAGUCUGUGGGGCUGUUCUUCAUGGUGCUGCUGGACCUCACGGCCAUCGUGGGCAACGCCGCCGUCAUGACGGUCAUCGCCAAGACGCCGGCGCUCCGCAAGUUCGUCUUCGUGUUCCACCUGUGCCUGGUGGAUUUCCUGGCCGCCCUCACGCUGAUGCCGCUGGAGAUGCUGUCGGGUUCGGCCGUGUUCGAGAGCCCGGGGCUGGGCGAGGCCGUGUGCCGCGUGUACCUGUUCCUCAGCGUCUGCCUCACCUCCAUGUGCAUCCUCUCCAUCUCCACCGUCAACGUGGAGCGCUACUACUACGUGGUGCACCCGCUGCGCUACGAGGUGCGCAUGACCGUGGGGCUGGUGGCCGGAGUGCUGGCCGGCGUGUGGCUCAAGGCUGUGGCCACCUCGCUGGUGCCCGUGCUGGGCUGGUUGUCCCCCGACCGCCCGCCAACGUCUGGCGCUCGUGGCUGCUCCUUGCAGUGGAGCCGCGGGCCAUCCUGCAAGGUCUUUGUGGUCUUCUUCGCCGCCUUCUACUUCGUCCUGCCGCUCCUCAUCAUCGUCGUGGUCUACUGCGGCAUGUUCAAGGUGGCACGGGUGGCAGCCAUGCACCACGGCCCGCCGCCCACCUGGAUGGAGACGCCGCGCCGGCGCUCGGCGUCGCUGAGCAGCCGCUCCACCAUGGUCACCACCUCGGGGGCACCUCGGACCACCCCGCAGAGGAUGUUUGGUGGGGGCAAGGCGGCCGCCGUGCUGCUGGCUGUGGGCGGCCAGUUCCUCUUCUGCUGGUUGCCCUACUUUUCCUUCCAGCUGUACACGGCGCUGAGCACUCGGCCCUUGGCCGGGCCGGCGGCUGAGACUGUGGUCACCUGGCUGGGGUUCUGCUGCUUCACCUCCAACCCCUUCUUCUACGGCUGCCUCAACCGGCAGAUCCGCGGGGAGCUCGGCCGGCUGCUCACCUGCUUCUUCAAGCAGCCCCCGGAGGAGGACCUGCGGCUGCCGAGCCGUGAGGGCUCCAUCGAGGAGAACUUCCUACAGUUCCUCCAGAGCACUGGGCGCCCACCAGAGCCCCCCAGCCGCGAGCGGGACCUGCCCCCCGUGGAUUUCCGCAUUCCGGGGCAGAUCGAGGAGGAGGCGGCCGAGGCGAUGGAGUGGGGCGGGGGGAGCGGGGUGUUUGUGCCCGUGGCGGGCUCUGCCAAAGCGGGGCUGUAGCGUUUGGGGGGGUUUGGGGUAAACGUGGCUCUGAGGGGAGAGAUGGU
Messenger RNA from Lonchura striata (white-rumped munia), 1614 nucleotides. RefSeq names its product G protein-coupled receptor 61 (gene GPR61). Gene Ontology annotation, biological process: G protein-coupled receptor signaling pathway. The record is from RefSeq and is a predicted model, not a curated record. Gene Ontology annotation, molecular function: G protein-coupled receptor activity. Gene Ontology annotation, cellular component: plasma membrane; endosome; signaling receptor complex. NCBI's taxonomy places the organism in Eukaryota, Metazoa, Chordata, Aves, Passeriformes, Estrildidae.